AUGGUGCUCUUCAGAGUAUCAAGACCUGUCUUACCCUUGACAUCUCGGGUGGGCACAUUAAACCUUUCUCCCAGAGGGUCUGCCGUGGCACCGCGUGUUUUCCAUAUCUCUGCUCCACGUCUCACUUCCCCACCUCCAUCAUCUCCGAGUGAUGGUAGCAGCACCUCUUUACCACCAGAUGCCACACUUUCGCAAAGACUGAAGUAUCUUAUGAAGUCUUAUGGAUGGUAUGCAGCUGGGGUAUAUCUCGUUCUGUCCACCCUUGAUUUUACCGUUGCGUUCAUCGGUGUCAACCUUCUCGGCGCUGAACAAGUCUCGCAAGCGGCAGCCUAUAUCAAAGAGACCGUGCUCGGAGUCUUGCGUACGCAAUCACCAGAAGUGAGCGGAGAAGAAACGGAACGUGUAUCGGGAGGGGGCCAUGAGGGUCUGUACGCCAUGUUGGUUUUGGCCUACACCAUCCACAAAACCUUGUUCCUGCCCGUUAGAAUCGGGCUGACCGCCGCCUUGACUCCACGGCUAGUUGGUUGGCUUCGUGCCAGAGGGUGGGCGGGCGGCGAGGGAACGAGGCGGGCGGCACAAGAAAUGAGAGAGAGAUUACGCGGCAGAAGAAAUGACGACUAA
This is a messenger RNA of Pisolithus orientalis, 621 nucleotides long. RefSeq lists its product as uncharacterized. The transcript has a single exon. Bases 1 to 621 code for a protein of 206 amino acids. The record is from RefSeq and is a predicted model, not a curated record. NCBI's taxonomy places the organism in Eukaryota, Fungi, Basidiomycota, Agaricomycetes, Boletales, Pisolithaceae. Gene Ontology annotation, cellular component: mitochondrion.